AUAAGGCCCAUAUAUCUCGAAGAAUUUGCACCUCUCACACAUUACUUGCAUAAUUGCAUUUCCUAUUUCUUCACUUAGAGAGAGAGAGAGAGAGAGAGAGAGAGAGAGAGACAUUCCGGGCUGAAAGUGCGAGAGAAAUGACGAUAGUGGACGGAGUGGUUGAGGAACUGGUAACACAGGGGGUAAACUCGUUGGUCCGAAUUGUGUCGGACAAUGUGUCGCUGGUUCGUGGCAUAAAUUCUGAGAUAAAAGAUCUCACCUCCGACAUCCAAAUGUUCAACGCCAGGCUGGUGGAAGCUUCCAAGAACCCAAGGGCCAAUGACCACCAAGUUUUGAGACUAAUAGUGAAUAAAUUUGGAAGUGUUGUGAAUGAAGCCGAGGAUACGAUUGCGGACUACGUUGUACUGAAGAAGAAACAUGGAGGCAGUGCCUUGUCAAAAUCUUUGGAUAAGAUUCCACUAUGUGGAAAGGUGAGUGCCUAUGCGAGCGAGAUCCAGUCAAUUAGGAGAAAGAUGAAUGCAAUUCGGCAAGAGCACGAACAAGAACUUCAAUACCUCAUGCAGUACGAAAUCAAAGACGAAGACAUGGCUUUGAAAACUUUCCACCAGGUUAUGCUUUUAAACCGAGCACCCUCAUCAGUAUUGCUUUUUAAUCAGCGUUUUAAGCUUACAAGAAGAGAGAUCAAAGUGAAAGAAAGACCAAAAAAAAAAAAAAAAAAACUUUCUUUUUACCAACGUCUCAUUGGAUUUGACCCAAUAGCUUGAUGUACAAAAAGAAAU
This is a messenger RNA of Ipomoea nil (Japanese morning glory), 779 nucleotides long. RefSeq lists its product as uncharacterized. NCBI's taxonomy places the organism in Eukaryota, Viridiplantae, Streptophyta, Magnoliopsida, Solanales, Convolvulaceae. Bases 138 to 764 code for a protein of 208 amino acids. The record is from RefSeq and is a predicted model, not a curated record. The transcript has 2 exons.